AGCAGACACACUCUCUGCUAGGUAAGUGCUACACCUGUCUUUAUCCACAGCUCUUCUCCAGUAGGAGAACAGGGAACUGGGACAGAAAAUCCAAAGUUUUCCUUCUGAAAGAUUUACUUUUAGCCUAUGUUUCCAUUUGACAUAUUUCAAUGUUAGGUUAUGGUUUAUAAAAUUAUGUUGCUGAAUAACUAAUGUUCUUUCAGUAUUUGUUUUUUUUAUAGAUUUUCAUUUAUCAGUAUUAUAACUUUAAACAUUGUUGUGCUGAAGUGUACCCAUGUUAGAAGAUGACUGUGACUGCAGCCUUCAUGUAACAGAUUUCUGCAAAAAAUUUAUUUCAUUAAUUGCUAAUAAUGAAUUUCUCUAGUCUUACUGCAGAAUUUAAUGGCUAAUUGAUUAAUAAUCAAGAGGGAAUUUAUGGAGCAAUUCUAAAUUAGCGAUUUGUCCUUGAACAGCUUUAUUAUUUAUUUUAUGUAUUUAUCAAGCUAGUCUUAUAUAUAAAUAUAUGCACAGCAUUUUAAAAAUUAUUAAUCAAGUCAACUGUAGAUAGUGAUGUGAGAUUAUUUCUUUUUAGGAAUGAUGUCGUACCUGAAAGUUAUGAUCAUAUGGAACAUACUAUGCUUAUCCCUGGUGGUCCUAUCACUGUCCUUGAUUCCAGAGGUGUCUUCUCAAGCCACCUCCUGUGAGGGACGCUGCUUCGAAGCCUUCGAGAGGGGAAGGGAGUGUGACUGCGAUGCCGACUGCGAGCGAUACGGAAAAUGCUGCCCAGACUACGCCAAGCACUGUAAAGAGGCACACACAGAAAAGCCAACCCCAGAGACUCCCCCAGAAAACAAAUCAACAUCUAAAAGGUCCUCCACAGAUGACGAAGAAUCACCAGAGGAAGCUGUGGAAGAUCCUGAAAUCCAAGUAACUACUCCUGCCCCAACAACAGAACCUGCAGAGACAACCCCUGAGGCCACAGAGGAACCAGCGACUGAAGCUGAGCCUGUCACUCCAGAUACAGCAGAAGAUGUGACCCUUGAUGCCACAGAGGAGCCACUGACUGAAAUGGAUGUGACCGACCUGCCCCCAACACAAGACCCAACCCCUGACGCCACCGAGGCAGCAGCAACUGACACUGAGCCUCCCACCAGCCCCACGCCUGAAGAGACAACCCCAGAGGAGACAACAACACCCCCACCAGAGGAGACAACCCCAGAGGAGCCAACAACACCACCACCAGAGGAGACAACCCCUGAGGAGCCAACAACACCACCACCAGAGGAGACAACAACACCAGCACCAGAGGAGACAACCCCAGAGGAGCAAACAACACCACCACCAGAGGAGACAACCCCUGAGGAGCCAACAACACCACCACCAGAGGAGACAACAACACCAGCACCAGAGGAGCAAACAACACCACCACCAGAGGAGACAACAACACCACCACCAGAGGAGCCAACAACACCACCACCAGAGGAGACACAAACCCCAGAGGAGCCAACAACACCACCACCAGAGGAGACAACCCCUGAGGAGCCAACAACACCACCACCAGAGGAGACAACCCCCCCACCAGAGGAGACAACAACACCAGCACCAGAGGAGACAACAACACCAGCCCCAGAGGAGACAACCCCAGAGGAGCCAACAACACCACCACCAGAAGAGCCAACAACACCCCCACCAGAGGAGACAACCCCCCCACCAGAGGAGUCAACAACACCAGCCCCGGAGGAGACAACCCCAGAGGAGCCGACAACACCAGCCCCAGAGGAGACAACCCCAGAGGAGCCGACAACCCCACCACCAGAGGAGCCAACAACCCCAGCCCCAGAGGAGCCAACAACACCAGCCCCAGAGGAGACAACCUCCCCACCAGAGGAGACAACCCCCGAGGAACCAACAACACCACCACCAGAGGAGACAACCCCCCCACCAGAGGAGACAACCCCAGAGGAGCCAACAACACCAGCCCCAGAGGAGACAACCCCAGAAGAACCAACAACACCAGCACCAGAGGAGACAACCCCAGAGGAGCCAACAACACCAGCCCCAGAGGAGACAACCCCCCCACCAGAGGAGACAACCCCCCCACCAGAGGAGACAACCCCAGAGGAGCCAACAACACCAGCCCCAGAGGAGACAACCCCAGAAGAACCAACAACACCAGCACCAGAGGAGACAACCCCAGAGGAGCCAACAACACCAGCCCCAGAGGAGACAACCCCCCCACCAGAGGAGACAACCCCUGAGGAGCCAACAACACCAGCCCCAGAGGAGACAACCCCUGAGGAGCCGACAACACCAGCCCCAGAGGAGACAACCCCAGAGGAGACAACAACACCACCACCAGAGGAGACAACCCCAGAGGAGCCAACAACACCACCACCAGAGGAGUCAACCCCAGAAGAACCAACAACACCACCACCAGAGGAGCCAACAACACCAACACCAGAGGAGACAACCCCUGAGGAGCCAACAACACCAGCCCCAGAGGAGACAACCCCAGAGGAGCCAACAACACCAGCCCCAGAGGAGACAACAACACCACCACCAGAGGAGACAACCCCAGAGGAGCCAACAACCCCCCCACCAGAGGAGCCAACAGCCCCAGCCCCAGAGGAGCCAACAACACCAGCCCCAGAGGAGACAACAACACCACCACCACCAGAGGAGCCUACAACACCACCACCAGAGGAGCCAACCCCAGAAGAACCAACAACACCAGCACCAGAGGAGACGACCCCAGAAGAACCAACAACACCAGCACCAGAGGAGACGACCCCAGAAGAACCAACAACACCAGCACCAGAGGAGACGACCCCAGAAGAACCAACAACACCAGCACCAGACGAGACGACCCCAGAGGAGCUGACAACGCCCAAAGCUGAAGAGACAACCCCAGAGGAGCCGACAACUCCCAAACCAGAAGAGACAACCCCAGAGGAGCCGACAACUCCCAAACCAGAAGAGACAACCCCAGAGGAGCCGACAACUCCCAAACCAGAAGAGACAACCCCAGAGGAGCCGACAACUCCCAAACCUGAAGAGACAACCCCAGAGGAGCCGACAACUCCCAAUCCCAACGAGACAACCCCAGAGGAGCCGACAACUCCCAAACCUGAAGAGACAACCCCAGAGGACCAACUCCCACCGAAGAGACACCCCAGAGAGCCGACAACUCCCAAACCUGAAGAGACAACCCCAGAGGAGCCGACAACUCCCAACCAAGACACCCCAGAGGAGCCGACAACUCCCAAACCAGAAGAGACAACCCCAGAGGAUCCGACAACUCCCAAACCAGAAGAGACAACCCCAGAGGAGCCGACAACUCCCAAACCAGAAGAGACAACCCCAGAGGAGCCGACAACUCCCAAACCAGAAGAGACAACCCCAGAGGAGCCGACAACUCCCAACCAGAGGAGACAACCCCAGAGGAGCCGACAACUCCCAACCGAAGAGACAACCCCAGAGGAGCCGACAACUCCCAAACCAGAGGAGACAACCCCAGAGGAGCCGACAACUCCCAAACCAGAGGAGACAACCCCAGAGGAGCCGACAACUCCCAAACCUGAAGACACCCCAGAGGAGCCGACAACUCCCAAACCAGAGGAGACAACCCCAGAGGAGCCGACAACUCCCAAACCUGAAGAGACAACCCCAGAGGAGCCGACAACUCCCAAACCUGAAGAGACAACCCCAGAGGAGCCGACAACUCCCAAACCUGAAGAGACAACCCCAGAGGAGCCGACAACUCCCAAACCAGAAGAGACAACCCCAGAGGAGCCGACAACUCCCAAACCAGAGGAGACAACCCCAGAGGAGCCGACAACUCCCAAACCAGAAGAGACAACCCCAGAGGAGCCGACAACUCCCAAACCUGAAGAGACAACCCCAGAGGAGCCGACAACUCCCAAACCAGAGGAGACAACCCCAGAGGAGCCGACAACUCCCAAACCUGAAGAGACAACCCCAGAGGAGCCGACAACUCCCAAACCAGAAGAGACAACCCCAGAGGAGCCGACAACUCCCAAACCUGAAGAGACAACCCCAGAGGAGCCGACAACUCAACCAGAAGAGACAACCCCAGAGGAGCCGACAACUCCCAAACCAGAAGAGACAACCCCAGAGGAGCCGACAACUCCCAAACCCGAAGAGACAACCCCAGAGGAGCCGACAACUCCCAAACCAGAAGCGACAACCCCAGAGGAGCCGACAACUCCCAAACCAGAAGCGACAACCCCAGAGGAGCCGACAACUCCCAAACCUGAAGAGACAACCCCAGAGGAGCCGACAACUCCCAAACCAGAAGCGACAACCCCAGAGGAGCUGACCACCUUGGCAGACUCUCCCACCACCCCCAAACCUGAAGAAACAACCCCAGAAGAGCCAACAACCAAGGCAGACUCUCCUACCAGCACCCCUAAACCUGAAGAAACAACCCCAGAAGAACCUACAACCAAGGCAGACUCUCCCACCACCCCUAAAGCAGAGGAUGCCGACUCUCCAACCAUCCCUGCAGCCCCUGAGGCCAGUAAAGCCACGGCUUCUCCUAGCAGUGCUGCACCCACAACAGUUGGGAAAGACUCCCCCACAACUGGGGCAGGCACGAUGCUUUCAGAUACCACAGUGGAGAACAAGGAGACAACCACACCAAAGAAAGACAGAACUACUCUGCUUAAAGACAUUUUCACAGCUGCAACUGGGAAAGACACAGUUACUGUUGCUAUGGUGACAACAGCUAAACCAGGAGAUUCUCCUAAAGGUAUGGAUGACAUUCCAAACACAGCUCCUACAGCCAAGGAACCUGUCACUGCAGCAGCUGAAUCAGAAACAACUUCUACAGACACCAAGACUGCAAUACCAGCAGCCACAGCUCCCUUGCCCAGUUCCACUGUGUUGGUAACAACCGUCAAUGAAGAUUCAACUCCUCAGCCCAGUGAGGCUGUAACACCAAAUGAAAAAGAGUCAACUACAGACACUGAGCAGGCUGGGCCAGCAGCAGACAAAGAAAGCCCAGGUGCUACCUGUGUUAUUGUGGAGAUGACAACAGCUGGUAAAAAAGAGGAAACAACCAUUAAAGAAAUAGGCACCACACCUGAAAAAGAAAUGGAAGAUGUCACUGAAAAGGCCCCUGGCACUGCCAAAGAAGAGGUAACUACAGUUACCAAAGAAACCACAACAAGGGAUAAAAAGGACACAAUAGAAGAAAUGUAUCUUGUGUCUAAUGGGACAUCCAAGCCAACAAUACAUUUCCAGGAGAUCACUGAGGCCACAGAAGAGCCUCAUCCAAUUGAACCUGAAACUCCGCCAGCAAAAGAGCCUGAGAUAAACAAGCCUUUAAUAGAAGUUGGGGACCUGCCAAUGUUCCCUGGAGAAACACCAGAGAAGAACGACGAGAAGGACCUGUGCAGCGGCAAGCCAGCGGACGGCAUGGUGGCCCUGCCCAAUGGCACCCUGGCUGUCUUCCGAGGUCACUAUUACUGGCUGCUGAACGGCCGGAGCCCGCCGACCACCAACCCCCGCCGGAUCAGCGACGGCUGGGGCAUCCCCUCGCCCAUCGACUCCGUCUUCUCCAGGUGUAACUGCGAUGGGAAAACCUUCUUCAUCAAGGGUCCCCUGUACUGGCGUUUCACUAAUGGUGUUAUGGAUAAUGGCUAUCCCAAACCUCUUGCGACUGGAUUUGCAGGGUUAAGUGGGAGAAUAGUAGCAACCCUCCCUGUGGCAAGAUACAACAACAGACCAGAAUCUGUUUAUUUUAUCAAAAGAGAUGGGAACAUGCAGCAGUACGUGUACAGACAAGAACCAGCCAAGAAGUGUCAAAGAAGAGCCCGGGUCACCAUCAGAUACCCAGCCUUUGUCCCCAGAGUUGUCAUCCGGCGGCGCUUCCAGCGUGCUGUGCGAAUGCCGACCGUCAUCCGCACCGUCAGGAUCAACCCCCACGCCUCAGGAGUUCUGCGCAAGGAAAUCCAAAUGACAACGUACUGGAGAGGGCUCCCCAAGGUUGUCCACUCAACUCUCUCUGUGCCCAACCAGAACAAGCCUGAUGGCUACGACUACUAUGCCUUCUCUUACAAUCGGUACUACAGUUUGGAUGUUGGCAAAAGAAUAGCACGGCCUGUAACUGCUCUCACAGGAAAGACUGUAACCAAAGACUGGUACAACUGUCCCAGCAAGUGAUGCACAGCAGAGGAGUUUAAAUCAAGA
Molecule: messenger RNA, 6192 nt
Organism: Serinus canaria (Common canary)
Lineage: Eukaryota; Metazoa; Chordata; Aves; Passeriformes; Fringillidae
Gene: PRG4
Product: proteoglycan 4
Biological process (GO): immune response
Molecular function (GO): polysaccharide binding; scavenger receptor activity
Source: RefSeq, a predicted model, not a curated record